AUGAUUCUUUCCGCACCUGUUCUUCUGGUCCUCGGGCUCACAGCUGAGCUCGCAGCUGCAGAUCCAUCCAUCAGCCAGGAAGACUGCGACAAGAUGUGCCAGACAAAACUCAAUGAUCUCCACGCCGUCGGUCAGCUCUACGACAUCCAUAAUGGCAUGGGCUCGUGUGACGACUGCAUUAUCUGCAUCGGCGAGGGCGGCAAGUACACAGACCCCAAUACUGGGCGCCGACGCUGCUGCGACAAGAAGAAUCAGGUCUUCCUGAAUGGGCCUGCCGGCAGUAAACUGGGCAAGUGCUGCGACGCCAGCCAGGCCUACCUGGUCGACACCAGCGCCCAAAAAGGCGACUGCUGUCCCGCCACCAACCACGUCUACCUGUGGGAUGCUAAGUCGCAAUCGGGAUCCUGCUGCCCCAGCGGGACGGCCUAUUUCGAUGGCCACAAGUGCCAGCCCGAAAUAGUGCCAGAGCCAAAGCCCCACACCAUCAACUGCUCCCCCCACAGUGUUUGUGCGUCGUCCUCCAAGACUACCGGCUUGAAGCAGGGCCACUGCUACCAGCUGAUGGACACCAAGGGCCGCACCCUAUCCCUUCACCGUGGCGCGACCGACUAUAUACUGCAGAACGAGUACGACGACCUCUACCACUUCAAGGUCUGCGCCAGCACGACCGACUGCAGCCCCAGCGACAAGGAAGUGACUGUGAACGACAAGUUCUUCCUCCAGGAUGAGUUCGGACAGUGGAACCUGAACGGCGCUGGCUGGAUCGACAACAGGUGCUCCGACCAUCUAUAUUUCACGCAGGAAGCUAAAAGUGCCGGUGCGUUCCAGGCGGCGCCGUGGUGCGUGGACGGGAAAUGUGGGAUUUGUCUCAAGAGUGCAGUCGAUGCCUGUCGGGGACUGGAGAUCGUUUGCCCGGCAACCAACCCUGGGAUCGGUCGGUAUGUCAACUCCAACUAUUGCUUGCCCAUGUUUGUGAAAGAGGUGCCCUGUAUGAGUGAGGUGUUUGGCGGGGAGGGUGUCAAGACCGAAUUGUAA
Messenger RNA from Penicillium daleae, 1035 nucleotides. RefSeq lists its product as uncharacterized. The record is from RefSeq and is a predicted model, not a curated record. NCBI's taxonomy places the organism in Eukaryota, Fungi, Ascomycota, Eurotiomycetes, Eurotiales, Aspergillaceae. Bases 1 to 1035 code for a protein of 344 amino acids. The transcript has a single exon.